CCUGAGUUGGCUCGGAACCGUCUCUGGCUCGGUCGAUGUGAUCGUGACGUGUAUUACCGAAGAGUUCCUCAAAAUGAACAGCUAGGUGGCUAAUAUGAAGUUAGCCAGCGUGGUUGCCGAUGAUAUUAAGUGAUUGACGGAAGACAAAAUAAAGCGCAAACUGUUAUUGAUUAGUAUUUUUGGAAGCCAUUAUGCCUCUCACGGUCGGCGGAGGAGACCGACGGGCUGAUAGAGUGUGCGUCUUGUUUCUGCUCGCCGCCGUGUUGUUGUUGUCGGUCGGAGUUGCUGCUGUUCCAGAGGAGAACAACCCUGUCCAGGAGCAACCUCAACAAGAGAAAGCCUCAAGUCCCCAUCCAAUAGGCCCUGUAGUCUCUGAGGAUGACUCCAGCAAAGGAAACCUGGGUUUCAUCCACGCCUUUGUGGCCUCCAUCUCUGUCAUCAUCGUCUCUGAGUUGGGAGAUAAGACAUUUUUCAUCGCAGCCAUCAUGGCCAUGCGAUACAACCGUCUCACCGUGCUGGCAGGUGCCAUGCUCGCCCUGGGACUCAUGACCUGUCUGUCUGUGCUGUUUGGCUACGCCACCACCAUCAUCCCUAGAAUCUACACGUACUAUGUGUCCACCGCGCUGUUCGCCAUCUUCGGUGUACGCAUGCUGAGAGAGGGGCUAAGAAUGAGUCCAGAUGAAGGCCAGGAGGAGCUGGAGGAGGUCCAGGCAGAGAUCAAGAAGAAGGAUGAAGAGCUCCAGCGCUCCAAGAUGGUUAAUGGGACUCCAGAUGUGGAGGCGGGAUCAGGGAACACCAUUCCUCAGGGAAAGUGGCACAACUUUAUCUCACCCAUCUUCAUCCAGGCCCUCACCCUCACCUUCCUGGCAGAGUGGGGGGAUCGCUCACAGCUCACCACAAUUAUUCUGGCUGCCCGCGAGGAUCCAUUUGGAGUUGCAGUGGGUGGUACACUUGGACACUGUAUGUGUACAGGACUGGCUGUGAUAGGGGGGAGAAUGAUCGCCCAGAAAAUAUCUGUCAGAACAGUUACAAUCAUUGGAGGGAUUGUUUUUCUGGCGUUCGCCUUCUCUGCCCUGUUCAUCAAACCAGACGCUGGAUUUUAAUUGGACGAAAGACUUUCAGGUUUUCUUUGUACAUACGUGUAAAAUUUGGUUAAGUUGCUGUAGAGAGACUGUAGUUUUGACUCUGUAUGUGUCCAGCAGACAGUGUGACGGGCUGAACAAAGAAUUCCUGUCCUCUCCUAGCUAGCCUCUGUUCCACUCUGUAACUCAGUGGGUUUUCUCCUGGAGGUUUGAACUCUUACACAUUAUUUUGUUACCUUUAAAAAACAUUUAGUCGAUGUUAUAUCUUUAUCAAGUACAGAUAGGAAGAUACAUGUUGAACUUAAAAACACAAAGCCCUGGAAACUUGACAUUAAAGAGCCUCAGUAAGAGGAAAACAUUGAGCUACAGAGGCUAGCUCGGAGUGGGGGGGGCAGGGCCGAAGCUUUCUGUAAGAGCUGGAUUCUCAUCACAAGGUGUGUGAGAGAAAGAAGACUGGUCUGUUACUGAUUGCUGCCCUCCAACCCUCCGACCCAUCUCUAAAAGGCUCUGUGGCCCCGAAACAGAGACUGACAUGCAGUACUUCCUUCACACUCAGCCUUCAGUAAGACACUGAGUCCAUUUAAAUAUCUUUCCUUUUUUUUUGUUUUUAAAUGUUGAAUGUUUUUUGUUUAUUUGACAUGAGCCUGGAUGCUGUCAGGUGGCUGCUGACGGAUUCUAACUGCGGCCAAGCUGCCAGUUUGCUCUCACUGUAUAAGAGUUGGCUUGUGAUGCUUGGUUGUUUGUUCCAUCUUCCUCUCUGGGUGACAUCUUCUGCCACAAUGCAUUAAAAUCAGCGAGAAGAAGAAGCGAGCCUACUAUAUGUAAGAUUUUAAUUUCCCAGUGUGAGGAACAACACUGAAAACAGACCCAGCAGCACAUAAUUAAAGGAACAGUACACCUCCACAUGAUCAGUUGUAUAUCAGUUACUCAGCCUAUGUUAUGUUGGAUUCAUGACGAAAACUUUUUUCUUGCCUCCAGAGAGCGAAGAAUCCAAAAACUUUUUUUGAUGAAUUAAAGUCUUGUGCAGUAUGAUCCAAGUCUAAUUGAUCCAGUGGUAUGCUCAGUACUUCCCAAACAGACAGCCUGUUACAAUGGGGAACUGAACAGAAAGUAUAACUUAUCUAUUCUCUCUUCAAGCCAGACUCCAUUGACAAAACCAGUAAUUUUACCUCGCUGAACACAGGAGCUGCUGGUCUGCCACCGCCUCGAUCUGUGAUUUGUUUGUGUUGUAGUGUGACUUUGGUGAAUCCGAACUAACUCUUUAAAACACCAAAGUCACACAACAGCACGAACAAACCAUCAGUGGUAGACCAGCAGCUCCUGUGUUCAUCGAGGUAAAAUUACUGGUUUUGUCAAUGGAGUCUGGCUUUUAAGUUUCACUCUCUAUUCAGUUUUAAAUAGUAAGAUUUUAGCUUAAUUACAUGUGUUUGGGAAGUGCUGAGCAUACGACUGAAGAAAUGAGUCUUGGAUCAUACUGCGCAAGUUGUGUGAGAGUUUGUAAAUUGAUGUUUUGGUAUAGUUUUGCUGUUGUUAAACGUGGACCCCUAUGACUUCAAUUCACCAAGAAUUUUCUCAGUUUUUGGAUUUCUCCUUCACUAUGGAGGCCUGCAAGAAAAACAAAGAUUUCUGCACAAAUUCAGUGUAACAUGGGGUUAGUAACCGACAGACAAAUGCUUAUGUGGUGGGUGAAGUAUUCCUUUAAAAUCACAAACUCAGCAGGUCUACUAUAUGUAGGAUUUUAAUUUUCCCAGCUUGAGGAAAAAACACUAGAAACAGAACCAACAGCACAUAACUGGGAGAUAGUUUUUGAGAUCUGAUUUAACUUGGGAUUUUCAUCAUUAAGAUAUUUCUUUCACAUAGGAGCAGUGUUUUUAAGAGACAAGAGACCUGAACCACUAAAAUACCUCUGCAUCCAGGUGUCGCCAUACCUAUGUUGGAUUAUCUGCAUCGGUUCAGUGCCCAGAGAGCUGCACCACUGCUUAAAAUAUCUUGUGUGCACCUCCUCUAAAAGACUAAUCACAUAUUGGAGAUAUUGACUGGGAUACUUAAUAAUUCUUGCUUCCAGUUUCAGGUGCCGAUAGUGAACAAAAUAAGAAUCAGGUUGAAGACAGGCUAGUAGUCACCUCUGCAGAUUCUCCCAUUCUGUGUCAGUGAUUAAAGCCAUUAUGUACGAACCUCCUUGCCUCUAGUGUUGUUGCCCUAAAUCACAAAAUCAAUAGUUACAUCAGGUACAGAAUCAAUGAGUCACCACCGUGUAAUUUUCUCCUAUUAAAAACAUCCAGUAUAAGUCACUCCUUUAGCCAUACGCAGCUGUUGUAGCCACAGCGACACCUGAACACGGCGAUGUAAUUCAAGCCUACGUUUCACCUUUUUAUUUAAAGUGGCAUGUAUUUAUUUAGCUUCAUUUUCUUUCCUUUUUAAGCACUUGUACUGUAGGAACAGAGCGGGCGGGGGAGGUCACUAUAAACAAGGAAUGGAAAUAUUUUUUUAAAGUGAACAGGCUAAAAGCUGCGUUGUCAAUAUUUGACAGGCUGUGCCCAGCUGUGAAAUACUUCUGUUUGUGAUACAGGUCGGUUGAAAUGCCUAUGAAUCCAAAAUGCUCAAUAAAAGUGUUUCAUGUGUUGA
Messenger RNA from Epinephelus moara (kelp grouper), 3707 nucleotides. It is a transcript of the gene tmem165, whose product is annotated as transmembrane protein 165. Gene Ontology annotation, cellular component: Golgi apparatus. Bases 192 to 1103 code for a protein of 303 amino acids. The record is from RefSeq and is a predicted model, not a curated record. The transcript has 6 exons. Gene Ontology annotation, molecular function: calcium ion transmembrane transporter activity; manganese ion transmembrane transporter activity. Gene Ontology annotation, biological process: calcium ion transmembrane transport; manganese ion transmembrane transport; Golgi calcium ion transport. Lineage: Eukaryota; Metazoa; Chordata; Actinopteri; Perciformes; Serranidae.